Messenger RNA from Geodia barretti, 1096 nucleotides. The record is from the annotation of a GenBank genome assembly. NCBI's taxonomy places the organism in Eukaryota, Metazoa, Porifera, Demospongiae, Tetractinellida, Geodiidae.
GGUUUCACCUAUUGGCAACUUUAUAGUGGGCGAUCACACAGAGAUGUGCGAUCUAGCAAUGAUGCGAACGAAGAGUCUUUUUUUUGGCAGCCGGGAGCAACACUCCCAAUAUCAAGUUCUCCAUUAUGUUCCACACCACAUCGUUCAACUUCUAUAAAUCUUCAAUCAACGACCCUGCAAUCUGAAAGCGAGUCAGAUGAAGAAGUUCCUUAAAAGCUACAUUACAGGCAAUUUUAUCUUCACAAACGGCUCUACAAAAGCGGAUGGAAGAAGUCCUCUGCCGUGUGAACUGUUUGGAAGAGUCUGUUAAGGAAUCCUAUGUUUCAUCCUCUAGUAGUUGUGAUGAAAGGAAGAGGAAAAAGCGUUUAUCUUCUGAGCUAUGUGGGUGACUGUGUAUGGAACAAGAGAGUGAAACCAAGCUUCGGGAUGAAUAUCACUUUCUGAUAAAGAAAAUGGAUAUUCAUUAUCUGAGAUAGAUUGUGAGUUGAUAUUUUAUCCUGUAUUAGGUGUUCAUGUUUUUGCAGUGGCUAUUAAACGCUAUUUUGAGUCACGGAAGCGUAAUCACCGUGAGUGUAAACCGGAGCACAAACAAAGAGUGAGUGCACAAGAGAAACAGAGGAAAACAAGGUCUCGACGUCAGCGGCUUUUUGACAGACGCAGAAAAUGUGUUAGGGGAUCUGAGCAGUGUUGGUGGGAUAAGCUUUCAUUAGAAUACAUGAGUUUUCAGUCUAGUGAUGAAGAAGAUAAUAUCACAGUCCAUUCACUGCCUUGGAGAUGCAAAAAACUGAAUGAUUUCCUGGCUGUACUCGACAAAAGAGCAGAUGAAAAUCGCCAAAAGGUUAAACACCAUGCAGCCGAGCGGAAAAGAAGACAACAUGGACCAGAUGCGGCUUCUUACCCUCCGGAAAACUCUCCGAAAUGGACAAUUAACAAGGAUUGGAAGAAAGACCAUGUUCAAGAUCAAGACACCACAGAGCAUAGUAUGGACCUUUCAACUGAGGAGAAAGAACCUGAAUAACUUUCCAGAACAAACUAUUUUGUUAUCAUUUUAAGGCUGUAAAACUAUUGUUGUUGAACUGAAAAUAUACUGUUAAUU